GAGGGCGCGAGGCCGCGACCCUGAGCCCGAUACGCGGAAUAGAACGUUUCGGUAGCAGAAUAGUGUGCGGAACGAAUACGUGUCAAACUCUCGCGGUCCACGGAUAAGCGCAAAGUGGAGCAUCGUAGUGCACGGGUAUCUGCUAUCGUUUACGUGUAGAAAGGUCGAGAGUUCAUGAUCAUUCACUGCUUUGAAACGAUGAUUUUACGAAGCGUUUGACGACGAUCUUUUCUUUACUAUCACUGCCGAAUGAUCAAAAUCUGCGAACAAUUUUCGUUUCUUUCACGGUUUUCUUUCCCGAACGUAUAACCUGUUUAGAAUCAUUGUUCGCUAUAAGUCAGAAAUUUCAAUUUUGAAUUUAAAGAGUUCAAUAACUGUGCGUGCCAUUGCAUCGUAAUACGAGAACCCGAAGAUGCCGCUCUUCGGUAAAAAAGAUUCGAAUAAGAAGAUCAAAAAGGAUGGGAAAGAUGAUAAAUCACCGUCUGUCGAGGAUAAAUACGUCCUCAAGGAGUUACUUGGAACUGGUGCUUUCUCUGAAGUACGUUUAGCAGAAAGUAAAGAGAAGCCUGGACAAAUGUUUGCUGUGAAAAUCAUUGAUAAGAAAGCGUUAAAGGGAAAGGAAGACUCUUUAGAAAAUGAAAUUAGAGUAUUACGAAGGUUAACGCAUCCAAAUAUUGUUCAAUUAUUGGAAACAUUUGAAGAUAAACAUAAGGUUUAUUUAGUUAUGGAGUUGGUUACUGGUGGAGAACUGUUUGAUAGAAUUGUAGAAAAAGGUUCUUACACAGAGAAAGAUGCAUCGGGUUUAAUAAGACAGGUUCUUGAAGCUGUGGAUUAUAUGCAUGAUCAGGGUGUCGUGCAUAGGGAUUUAAAACCUGAAAACCUUUUAUAUUAUAGUCCUGAUGAAGAUAGUAAGAUCAUGAUUAGUGAUUUUGGUUUAUCGAAAAUGGAAGAUUCUGGUAUUAUGGCAACUGCUUGUGGUACUCCUGGAUACGUUGCACCGGAGGUGUUAGCACAAAAACCAUAUGGGAAAGCUGUUGAUGUAUGGAGCAUAGGAGUUAUUUCUUAUAUUUUGUUGUGUGGAUAUCCACCGUUUUAUGAUGAAAAUGAUGUUAACCUGUUUGCACAAAUUUUGAAAGGUGAAUUUGAAUUUGAUUCACCGUACUGGGACGAUAUCAGCGACUCUGCGAAGGAUUUCAUUCACAAGUUGAUGUGCGUCAACGUUGAAGAGCGUUUCACUUGCAAACAGGCCCUUGCACAUCCUUGGAUUUCCGGCAACGCAGCCAGCAAUAAAAAUAUCCACGGCUCCGUAGGAAAGUCUUCCUCUUCUCUCAUGGUUGCAGCAAGCCUACCACGCAGCCACGGUCAUACGUCAAAUGCAACGACUGGCGCUCAGCAGCGGCCAGCAGCAGCAGGGCCCAGGAUCAACAGGCCCCUCCAGCGGCAACCCUACGCCAUACCCCGAUCAAUCGCAAUCCAACCCCAGUCAUCAACCCAGAUCAGUGGAGCCUCAGAUCAAUCUCAAUUGAAGCAAACAUGCGAGCCACCAAUGCCCGUGUCAAGCUUGGUGGCUUCAAAUCCUCCUCCCAUUCCGAUCAGUCCAAAUUCACCGUUAUACUUACGCAACAAACGCUUCAAGCUGUGGGGUAGCACACACACUGCUCUGUCUACACUUUUUCAAACGAACGUAUCGUAUCUUAGAAAGCAAAGAAAGUAUAAGAAAAGCUGAGUUGCGCCGCUAAACUUUCUUCUAUGAAACGUAUAAAGGGUUGCCGGGUUGCAACUAUACCCUUGCCGAAUAUUAUUUAACUUGACAAGGGUUUGUAUAGAUUCCAGGCUAAUCUGUUCUGUUGUGGUUCCCUGUGACACGGUUACCACUGAUUAUGUACAUUACCAACUACGUAUAUGUAUAAACAGCCCGCACGAUAUAAGGCGAUUUUCCGAAUUUUUUCGUUUAUCGCCUCCCACCUUGUUUUGCAAGCUUUAUUCGAACAAAGUUAUAAAUAGAUCUUCACUGUGUUGGUACAUAUUCACGAUAGAAUCUAAUCUGUAGUCGUUAAUAGAAGUUUACGACGAUGCGUUAACGAUAUUGAUUUGAUCAAGUAAGAUGUAACUGAAUUUAUUGAAAUUAAACAAUUUCAUUGUACGAGAAAAAUCUUGCUGGAUCAAAUCUGUUAAUGUGUAAAGAAAAAAAAUGUGACCAGUACAACGACAAGUUUUUAUCUUUUAUAAAGUUUGGUGUAACGAAUAGUGGUUGUUUAGAUGAUUCUUUUCUUUCGAUGUAAAAAAUCUGACUGUAUUCUGAGAAAUAUGUUUCAAAUUCCAUAAAUUGCUAUACUACUAUUUGCCCGGUACUUUUCAAAAAUAAUACAAUGGACAUUUUGAAGUAGUGUGUUUGGAAAAGUAUAAAACAAAAGACAAACAAGCUUUUAUAAAAGAGAUUACUCUUGAUAAGGAACAAAGAUCUUGCCAUGAUGAAUUUUGUUGUGAGACUGCUGCUCUUUACGUUCACCGUUAACUAAAAUUUAUUUUAUUUUAUAAAAUAACUGAAUGUAACAUGUUUAUAGCAAGUCAUGUACAGUGCACUGUAUUACAAAAUGUACAUUGUGUAUACAGAUACUCCUUCUGUUACAUAGUGAUAUUAAUACAUUCUAAGAACUUCAAAUCAGAAUUCUACUGUCUAGAUCUAAUCGUAUGUAUACAUAUAUAUUACUCAGCAGAUAUUUUUAUCAAUAUGUUGCAUUGAAAUUUUAUGAAAAGGGUACAUAAUUUGUACACGGUUUUCCAUUUGUCUGUUUGUAAGAUGCAAAUAUGAAAAGCCACUUUCAUAACAUUUUUAAAGACAGCUAUAUCUGUUGCUCUUGUUUCAAUAUUGAAUUUCAAAUUUGUAUAGACCUAUCAUGUAUAUUCAUACACAUGAAUGUACAAAUUGUUUUUAUUAAUUAUGUUUUUUAAUAUAAGGUCUAAUUAAGUACUAUCAAUUUGAUACAAAGAUGUUUGUAUUUAAUAUUUUGUUGUAAGAAAUGGCAAUUAUAUAUUGUUGUGUAAGUUGCAAGCAGUGGGAAUAACUAAAUAAUACAGCUAUUUGUAUUUGUAUCUUAUAAUAUGAAGAAAAACGGUUAAUUAUAUACAGUACUUAGUAUUUGAAUUGUAACAAAUACUUCAACGAAAAGAAUUUGAAAAUACUUUUAGUACUCGGUGGUAUUACUUUAUUUUUUUACGAACGAUUGCAAACAAGUGCAAUAAUACUAUGAUCUUGUGAUAACGAUAUUACUGUGGUCUCUUACUCAAUGAUAAGUCGAUAUAACUAUCACUAAUGAAUGUUAAUUUUAAACUGGAAAUAGAAUUAAAAAAACACUUAAUUGGAUUGUAUAAAUAAUUUUUUCACGAUAAUUAUUUUUAGUGUUUUGGAAUGUUUUACUUAAAAUAUCUGGUUUUAUAGUGUAGGGUAAAAAACCAUUGUGUAGCGAUGCGCAAAAUUGUAUCAACAAAAUUUGAUGUUUUUCGUGUCUUUUUAAACGUGCUUUUAAAUAAAUCUAAAUUACAUUCAAUGGAUCUAAAUAUAAUGUGUUAUGUACUCAGAUAGAGAAAAUUAUUGCUAUUUAUCGAGCGGGCACUCCUUUUAUUAUAAACUACUAUCUUUCUCUUAAACUUUAAACAUGAUAAUCACUUUGAACUAUGACGUUAGACAUCCGUCCGUGUACCGGGCACUAUUCGUGUAGUAAAUAUGUAUUGAACAAAAAGAAGACCAUUAAGGGAUUCAUAGGAUGUUACCUAAUAAUUUUUGAAAUUGAUAAUAAUUAUAUUAAUUAUAAGAUAGAUAUUAUUGUUCUUCAAAAAAUAAUUUAGAACAGAAGCACAUACAAAGGAUGCUACGAUACUUGUAACGAUCAUUUAUUUUUAUUUAAACAUUGUAGUAUCAAAAUUUAAAUUGAUCAAAGGUCUUUCAUUGCGCAAAAUAAUAUACCAUUCUAAAGUGCCUCGGAUGAUACGAUGAUGGGAUUAUAUAAGUAUAAAUAUUUGCAAAAAGUUUUGUUUCCAUAAGAUUCACAUAAUUUUAAGUGUGCAAAUAUUAAUUUUCUAUGAUCAAUCAUUAUUUAGUAUCAUUUCUUUUUAUUCGAAAAACAAGAUUUAUUUUUUUCUUGUAUUUAUAUUGUUAUAUUGAAAGAAUUCUACUAAUAUUUUACUGCCAACAUCGUGUCAUCUAAUAAGGAGCGUUCGCUAAAAAAGCAUUUUUUUAUGCUAAAUAUUUGUGCGUUGUCGAUGAGCUUGUAAUUUAAAAGUUCUAGACUCUGGACAAAAGUAAAAGAAGCUUAGCUUGUACUUAGAAACGAAAGAAGAUGAAAAAACAAAAAAACCGUGCCACAUGAAUAAACAUAUCGGCAGGAAUAUUACAAAUGUGAUUGUAAAAAUAAGCUGAUUUUAAAAUAGCAAUGAAAAGAACUUGUUACUGCAGUUUUAUUGAAGAAAACAAUAUAACAUCAGACUGAUAGAGUGUGUAUGGAAUGAAAGCGAAGAAAGAGUGAAAGAAAGAAAGAAAGCUAGGAAGGGAGAAUGCGCUGUUGAUUAAAAUAUUUUAAUUGUUGCCUACUAAACGUACUGCUCCUAUAUAUUUAUUAAUCAAUUACAAGAAUAACUACUUCCUAUUGUAAUUUCCUCAUUGCACAAACCGUGCUACUGCUAUGCUUGAAUUUGUGCAUGUGGGGAUUAAAUAUCAAGAUAUCUCGUUACUAAAUUAUAUAUCAUGCGGCAAAUCAGUGCUACUAGACGUUAACAAUGAAUUUAUUACAUUUAUGCGGAAGGUCUUAGUGAUGAGAUUAUAUUGAACUAGUUUGAAGUGCCAAUGUUAUUCAUAAUAUUCAUUCCUUAAAAAGAAACAAAUUGAAAUUGCUUAUUUCUUUGAAAUAUGAUCAAUAUUUUGGAAAGUAGGAACAGUUCAAUUUAUAAGAUGCAUCGCUUCACAACAAUUAUUUUAUUUAAGUGAACUGGCUUGUAAUUAAGAGAAGUAUAGCAAACAGAUAGCUGAGAACUUUCUAAUUUAAUAGGUUUUUCAAUUUCAUGAUUAUGGUGCUAAACAACAAAUGUUCGAUAUUACUAUUUCAUGGAAUGUUAACGAAUAAAAAGAUAUAUAUAGCUGA
Messenger RNA from Megachile rotundata (alfalfa leafcutting bee), 5135 nucleotides. It is a transcript of the gene CaMKI, whose product is annotated as Calcium/calmodulin-dependent protein kinase I. Gene Ontology annotation, molecular function: ATP binding; protein kinase activity. The record is from RefSeq and is a predicted model, not a curated record. Gene Ontology annotation, biological process: protein phosphorylation. NCBI's taxonomy places the organism in Eukaryota, Metazoa, Arthropoda, Insecta, Hymenoptera, Megachilidae.